AUGGUCUGUCCCUUACGUUCCCUCGUACGCGACUACAGGAAGACGCAGGGUCUGGUGACCUCUCCGCAUCGCUCUCACGGCCCCGACAUGUCCUUCAAAUGCAAGCCAUCCCAGAAACCCAACAAACAAUUUUGGCGCUAUGCAAGCUUCCUGGCCUUCAUUGCCACUUUUCUGCUUGUCCCAUCUACUACCUCGUGGGCCAGUGCGCUCCAUCGAGCCUGCUUCAUGGCGUACGUGAUGACCUACCUAGACACGAGUUACAGAGAUGGCUCGCGAGCCUGGCCCUGGUUCCAGCGCCUGCCAGUUUGGCGUCUUUAUUGUAGAUACAUCAAGGGCCAGGUCAUCACCACCGUGCCUCUCGAUCCUCACCGCCAGUACAUUUUUGCCGCCCAUCCCCACGGGAUUGCCACCUGGAACCACUUCCUGACCAUGACGGACGGCUGCCGCUUCCUCUCCAGGAUCUACCCCCGCCCGCGCCUCGACCUCGGGGCCACUGUCCUUUUCUUCAUUCCCCUGGUCAAGGAGGUCUUGCUCUGGGUCGGAUGCGUGGACGCCGGCGCCGCCACGGCGAAUGCAAUACUCGAGCGAGGCUUCUCCUCUCUCAUCUACGUGGGGGGGGAGAAAGAGCAGAUCCUCACUGAGCGAGGGAGGGACCUGGUGGUGGUCCUGCCUCGAAAGGGAUUCUGCAAGCUCGCCCUCCGCUACGACUGCCCCAUUGUCCCCGCGUACGCCUUCGGAGAAAACGACCUCUACCGGACCUUUAACUACUUCAAGGGCCUCCAGCUCUGGGUGGAAAGGCACGCUGGACGUGUUGUUCCUCGGAACAGGAGUGAGCAU
Molecule: messenger RNA, 837 nt
Organism: Nannochloropsis gaditana CCMP526
Gene: DGAT2
Product: diacylglycerol acyltransferase 2
Exons: 2
Biological process (GO): triglyceride biosynthetic process
Cellular component (GO): endoplasmic reticulum membrane
Molecular function (GO): diacylglycerol O-acyltransferase activity
Source: RefSeq, a predicted model, not a curated record